AUGCCAGUGGAUAAGGCGGCCUUGCGGCGCUCGGACGAGGCAAAGGCGUGGUUCUCCGCCGUGUACCGUGCAGUGCAGGGAAUACCGCCCGGCAGAGUCACUUCAUACGGACAUAUAGCACUAUUGUUGGGCUACCCUGAACGACCGCGGCAAGUGGGCGUCUGUCUCAAGCACCUCCCGUCCGCAAGUGACCAGCCUGAUGCUCGCUACAACGGUGACACCGUUCCGUGGCAGCGUGUGGUCAAUGCUAAAGGGACUAUCAGUCCGAGAGGUAGUGGCACCGCAAGACAAGAAGCAGCGCUCGUCCAGGAAGGCGUGGAAGUCGGCCGCGGUAAUUUAGGCGAGCGAACUGUUGACUUUGGCACCUAUGGCUGGUUCCCUGCGCGUUUGCCGAGCCAGGGAGGCGGUGACUUAUUAGAUGAAGACGAUGAGGAUGAUGGUGAGAAUGGAGAGGGCGAUGGCACAUGA
Messenger RNA from Baudoinia panamericana UAMH 10762, 468 nucleotides. RefSeq lists its product as uncharacterized. Gene Ontology annotation, biological process: DNA repair. Bases 1 to 468 code for a protein of 155 amino acids. The transcript has 2 exons. Gene Ontology annotation, molecular function: catalytic activity. NCBI's taxonomy places the organism in Eukaryota, Fungi, Ascomycota, Dothideomycetes, Mycosphaerellales, Teratosphaeriaceae. The record is from RefSeq and is a predicted model, not a curated record.